Eurypyga helias (sunbittern) is the source of this 1549-nucleotide messenger RNA. Its product is annotated as threonine--tRNA ligase, cytoplasmic. The transcript has 13 exons. NCBI's taxonomy places the organism in Eukaryota, Metazoa, Chordata, Aves, Eurypygiformes, Eurypygidae. Gene Ontology annotation, molecular function: ATP binding; threonine-tRNA ligase activity. Gene Ontology annotation, biological process: threonyl-tRNA aminoacylation. The record is from RefSeq and is a predicted model, not a curated record. The annotation marks the transcript as partial. Gene Ontology annotation, cellular component: cytoplasm.
UAUAAUAAAUUCAAGUGUCGCAUCCUGAAUGAGAAGGUCAAUACUCCAACUACAACCGUGUACAGGUGUGGUCCCUUGAUAGAUUUAUGCAGAGGCCCUCAUGUCAGACAUACUGGCAAGAUAAAGACCAUAAAAAUUCAUAAGAAUUCAUCUACCUAUUGGGAAGGCAAGGCUGAUAUGGAAUCCCUCCAGCGCAUCUAUGGAAUUUCAUUCCCAGAUGGAAAAAUGCUGAAGGAAUGGGAGAAGUUCCAGGAAGAGGCUAAAAGCAGAGAUCACAGAAAAAUUGGGCGGGACCAAGAACUCUUUUUCUUCCAUGAGCUCAGCCCUGGUAGCUGUUUUUUCUUGCCUAAAGGAGCUUACAUUUAUAACACAUUAAUUGAAUUCAUCCGGGGUGAGUAUCGAAAACGUGGAUUCCAGGAGGUUGUCACUCCAAAUGUUUUCAACAGCAAGCUAUGGAUGACUUCAGGGCACUGGCAGCAUUACAGUGACAACAUGUUUUCCUUUGAAGUGGAGAAAGAAAUCUUUGCUCUGAAGCCGAUGAACUGUCCAGGACACUGCCUUAUGUUUGAUCAUCGUCCAAGAUCAUGGCGUGAGCUGCCAUUACGGUUGGCAGAUUUUGGUGUUCUGCAUCGCAACGAGCUGUCAGGAGCUCUUACAGGACUCACUCGCGUACGCCGGUUCCAGCAGGAUGAUGCUCACAUAUUCUGUGCUAUGGAGCAGAUUGAAGAGGAGAUAAAGAGUUGUCUGCAGUUCUUGCGUACUGUGUAUGAUGUCUUUGGAUUUUCCUUUAAACUGAAUCUCUCUACUCGUCCUGAAAAGUACCUGGGAGAUAUUGAAGUGUGGAAUCAGGCUGAAAAGCAACUUGAGAACAGCCUUAAUGACUUCGGUGAGAAGUGGGAGUUGAACCCUGGCGAUGGAGCUUUCUAUGGACCUAAGAUUGACAUUCAGAUUAAAGAUGCCAUUGGCCGCUACCACCAGUGUGCUACAAUCCAGCUCGACUUCCAACUGCCAGUCAGAUUUAACCUCACCUUUGUCAGCCAUGAUGGUAAUGACAAGACAAGACCAGUUAUUAUUCACCGGGCUAUCUUGGGAUCUGUGGAGAGAAUGAUCGCCAUUCUGACUGAAAACUAUGGAGGGAAAUGGCCACUCUGGCUGUCCCCACAGCAGGUAAUGGUGGUACCAGUGGGACCAACGUGUGAUGAGUAUGCUCAAAAGGUCAGGCAGCAUUUCCACGAUGCUGGAUUAAUGGCAGAUGUCGAUGUUGAUCCCGGGUGCACACUGAACAAGAAGAUCAGAAAUGCUCAGCUUGCACAGUAUAACUUUAUUCUGGUUGUGGGUGAAAAGGAGAAGGCAAGUGGAACAGUUAACAUCCGUACACGAGACAACAAGGUGCAUGGUGAGCGUACAAUUGCGGACACUGUGGAGAGGCUGCUGGAACUGAAAUGCUCUCGCUCCAGACAAGCUGAAGAGGAAUUUUAACACCAUCUGCUCCACUGCGCAUAAGAAAAGAUCCUAUUUUUCCUAACUCAGUUAACCACAGAAUUUUUGU